Molecule: messenger RNA, 1035 nt
Organism: Artibeus jamaicensis (Jamaican fruit-eating bat)
Lineage: Eukaryota; Metazoa; Chordata; Mammalia; Chiroptera; Phyllostomidae
Gene: GSTO1
Product: glutathione S-transferase omega 1
Exons: 6
Coding region: 77-802 (241 amino acids)
Biological process (GO): glutathione metabolic process; L-ascorbic acid metabolic process
Cellular component (GO): cytoplasm
Molecular function (GO): glutathione dehydrogenase (ascorbate) activity; glutathione transferase activity
Source: RefSeq, a predicted model, not a curated record
AGGAGAGAGGGAGGGGCCACUACUUCCUGAAAACCUUGAAAACCCAGUGUGCGAGCUAGGCCGACGCAGCGCCGAGAUGUCUGGAGGGUCAGUGAAGAGCCUGGGGAAGGGAAGCGCUCCCCCAGGGCCUGUCCCGGAGGGCCUGAUUCGCGUCUACAGCAUGAGGUUCUGCCCGUUCGCCCAGAGGACGCGCCUAGUCCUAGAAGCCAAGGGAAUCAAGUAUGAAGUUGUCAACAUCAACCUGAAAAAUAAGCCUGAGUGGUUCUUUAAGAAGAAUCCCUUUGGUCUGGUGCCAGUUCUGGAGAACAGUCAGGGUCAACUGAUCUAUGAGUCUCCCAUCACCUGUGAGUACCUGGAUGAAGUGUAUCCAGGGAAGAAGCUGUUGCCAGAGAACCCUUAUGAGAAAGCACGCCAAAAGAUGGUCUUUGAAUUGUUUUCUAAGGUACCAUCUUUGAUAGGAAGCUUUAUUAGAAGUGAAAAUAAGAAGGACUGCUCUGGCCUGAAAGAAGAACUUCGUAAAGAAUUCAGCAAGCUUGAGGAGGUUCUGACCAACAAGAAGACAACCUUCUUUGGUGGCAAUUCACUUUCUAUGAUCGAUUACCUCCUCUGGCCCUGGUUUGAACGGCUGGAAGCACUGGAGUUAAAUGAGUGUGUGGACCACACUCCAAAACUUAAGCUUUGGAUGGCAGCCAUGAGGAAAGAUCCCACUGUAUCGGCCCUCCUCACCGAUGUGAAGACCUUCCAAGGUUUCUUAAAUGUCUACUUGCAGAACAGCCUGGAGGCCUGUGACUAUGGUCUUUGAUGGGGGCACGAGUCAGUGAAGAUGUGGCCCUGGCUGGCGUGGCUCAGUGGAUUGAAUGCCAGCCUGCAAACCAAAGGGUCACCAGUUCGAUUCCCAGUCAGGGGACAUUCCUGGGUCGAGGGCCAGGUCUCCAGCAGGGGGAACGUGAGAGGCAGCCAUAUAUUGAUGUUUCUCUCCCUUUCUUUGUCCUUCCCUCUCUCUCUAAAAAUGAAUAAAUAAGAAAUUAAAAAAAA